AUGGUCGACUUCAACGUAAAUGGUAAAGUAGCGGUCGUAACAGGCGGAACCCGUGGGUUGGGAUUCUAUUGCGCUGAGGCACUUGUUGAGAAUGGCGCAGACACCGUUGUGAUCACUUCUCGGAAAGCCGAUGCCUGCGAACAAGCUAAAAAGGAAUUGGAAAAAUUAGCCGAAUCAAAGGGUAAGAAGUGUAAGAUCAUUGCAAUUCCAUCGGAUCUUGCUGACGAAAAGUCUUGUACCCACUUUUUUGAGGAAACUACCAAGCAAGUGUCUAAGGUAGACAUCCUCAUUGCCAAUGCAGGUGCCAGUUGGGGUGCUCCCUUGGAUGAACACCCAGUUUCCGCGGUAAAGAAAGUGUUACACUUGAAUGUGGUUGCUGUUUUCCAAACGAUUCAAUUGUUCGCUCCAUUGUUGGAAAAGAGUGGAACUGUCGAGGAUCCUUCUCGAGUGCUCAUUAUGUCUUCUGUGGUGUCUUUGGUUGCUUCAGAGCCGGUGGGAACUUACGGUUACUUGGCUUCUAAAGCUGGUGUUUCUCACUUGGGUAAGAACUUGGCCGUUCAGCUCGGUCCUAAAAACAUUCUCGUUAAUUCUAUGGCCCCUGGUUUCUUCCCAUCCAAAAUGUCCAACGGAAUGCUUGAAAUGGCAGGCGAUAUGAUGAUCGAGUCGAACCCCAGAAGAAGAUUAGGGGUCAAGGAAGACAUUAAGAGUGCUUGUAUUUUCCUUUGUUCGAAGCAGUCAAACUACGUAAAUGGUAUUGUCUUGCCCAUUGAUGGUGGAGCACACUUGGCUGGUUUACCCAAGUUUUAG
Messenger RNA from Meyerozyma guilliermondii ATCC 6260, 807 nucleotides. RefSeq lists its product as uncharacterized. The transcript has a single exon. The record is from RefSeq and is a predicted model, not a curated record. NCBI's taxonomy places the organism in Eukaryota, Fungi, Ascomycota, Pichiomycetes, Serinales, Debaryomycetaceae. Bases 1 to 807 code for a protein of 268 amino acids.